Fonsecaea erecta is the source of this 1137-nucleotide messenger RNA. RefSeq lists its product as hypothetical. The transcript is spliced from 2 exons. NCBI's taxonomy places the organism in Eukaryota, Fungi, Ascomycota, Eurotiomycetes, Chaetothyriales, Herpotrichiellaceae. The record is from RefSeq and is a predicted model, not a curated record. Bases 1 to 1137 code for a protein of 378 amino acids.
AUGGGGCCAAUCUCCCCCUCAGAAGGCAAAGCCACCAGCACCAGCUCAACCCAUGCCGACACCAAUGCCAACAUCCCCAUCGUGGACCUCUCACCAUUCACAUCUCCUUCUCCCUCUCCCCCGCCCUCGACAGCAGAUCCAUCUUCUAUCCCUUCCCCUGCUGCCGCCCGACUUCAAGCCGCCCACGACCUCGUCCGCGCGCUGCGCGAGGUCGGCUUCGCGUACGUGACGCACCACGGCGUGGCCCAGGCCGAGCUGGACGAGGCGUUCGCGCUCUCGCGGCGCUUCUUCGCCCUGCCGCACGAGCUGAAGAUGACCGCGCCGCACCCGCCCGGCUGGACAGUGCACCGCGGCUACUCGUGGCCCGGGCUGGAGAAGGUCUCGAGUGCCCUGGCCACCGCGGGGGUCGACGAAGGCAAGGAUACGGAUGAGGAGGCUGUGAGGAAGUUGAGGGAGGUGCAGGAUUGCAAGGAAAGCUACGAAGUCGGCUCGGAAACCAACCCGGACCAACCCAACGUGUGGCCGCCCGCAGACGUUCUGCCGGAAUGGCGCCCGUUCAUGAGCGCGUUCUACUGGACGUGCUUCGCCGCGGCGCGCCACAUCCUGCGCGCGCUGGCGCUGGGCAUCGGGCUCGCCGACGAGGACCACCUGCUGCGCUUCCACGACGGCCACCACAACCAGCUGCGUCUGCUGCACUACCCGCCCGUGGCGGCGGCGGCGGUGCGCGAGGGCCGCGUGGCCCGCAUGCCCGCCCACACCGACUGGAGUAGCAUCACGAUGCUGUUCCAGGACGACACCGGGGGGUUGCAGGUCGAGUGCCCCGUGGGCUCGGGCGUGUUCGUCGACGUGCCUCCGGUGCGCGGCACCUGCGUCGUCAACGUCGGCGACCUGCUCAUGCGCUGGUCCAACGACUUCCUCACCUCGACGGCCCACCGCGUCCAGCUGCCUCCGCUCCAGGACCGCUUCGCCGGCGACGACCACGGCAUGACCCGCGCCCGCUACUCGAUCCCCUAUUUCCUCACCACCGACCCCGACACCGUCAUCGAGUGUCUCCGCGUCGACGACGACCAUCCCCCCAAGUACGCGCCCAUUACGCAGCGCGAGUAUGCGGCCAUGAGGGCGCGGAUGCAGUAUUGA